AAAGUCAAAGUAAAUAAUUGCGUAUACUCAUAUAGAUAAUGCAAGUACGGACACACUUGUUACACCCACCGAGGAAAAAUGGGCUCAGUGGAAAUCGAGGCUCCCAAAACCUCCGAGGAAGAUGAGCUCUCUCCGAUAGAGCAAGUCCGGUUAACCGUACCGAACACGGACGACCCGACCCUGCCGGUAUGGACCUUCAGAAUGUGGGUCCUCGGCGUCUUCUCCUGCGUCCUCCUCUCCUUCCUCAACCAGUUCUUCGGCUACCGGAAGGAGCCUCUGGUCAUCACCCAGAUCACCGUCCAGGUGGCAACCCUCCCCAUCGGGCGGUUCAUGGCCGCCGCCCUGCCCGCGACCAAGUUCAGGAUCCCCGGGUUCGGGUCGAGGGAGUUCUCGUUGAACCCGGGCCCGUUUAACAUGAAGGAGCACGUGCUGAUCACCAUAUUUGGGAACGUGGGGAGUGGGACGGCUUACGCAGUUGGGAUAGUUACCAUCAUUAUUGCUUUUUACCGCAGGAGUAUCUCUUUCUAUACUGGCUGGCUUCUCAUUAUUACCACUCAGGUGCUUGGAUAUGGAUGGGCUGGACUUCUCAGGAAAUACGUAGUGGAGCCAGCUCAUAUGUGGUGGCCCAGCACCCUCGUUCAAAUCUCACUCUUCAGGACACUUCAUGAAAAGGAAAACGAAGAGGACAAGCGGUACAUGUCACGCGCAAAGUUUUUUGUGAUUGCUCUCACUUGCAGUUUUUUAUGGUACUUCUUCCCUGGUUACCUAUUCCAGACUCUGCAAAGCAUAUCAUGGGUAUGUUGGGUCUUUCCCAAAUCUGUUACCGCCCAACAAAUAGGGUCUGGAAUGAACGGGCUUGGACUAGGAGCCCUGACACUAGACUGGGCCACAAUAGCCUCAUUUUUGUCCAGCCCACUCAUAAGUCCAUUCUUUGCCAUUGCCAACAUCUUUGUUGGGUACACAUGUGUGAUGUACAUUGUGAUUCCCUUAUUUUAUUGGGGAUUUAAUGUUUAUAAUGCCAAGAACUUCUCCAUUAUCUCAUCUGACUUGUUUACAGCACAAGGUCAACAGUAUAAUAUAUCAGCUAUUGUUAAUAAUAAGUUUGAGCUUGAUGAGGCUCAAUAUGCUAAGCAAGGAAGAAUCCAUUUAAGUACCAUGUUUUCUUUGGCCUAUGGAUUUGGAUUUGCCACUAUUGCAUCCACACUAUCUCAUGUAGCCAUCUUUUAUGGAAGAGAAAUAUAUGAACGAUAUAGAGCAUCUACAAAGGGAAAAGUGGAUAUACAUACGAGAUUGAUGCGAAACUACAAAGACAUACCUUCUUGGUGGUUUUACAUACUUCUUUUAGUGACGAUGACGGUGUCACUUGCACUAUGCAUCUUCUUGAAAGAUGAGGUUCAGAUGCCUUACUGGGGACUUCUCUUUGCAGCUGCUAUUGCUUUCGUGUUUACCCUCCCCAUUAGUAUCAUUACAGCCACCACAAACAUGACACCGGGACUAAAUAUAAUUACAGAAUACAUAAUGGGGAUAAUAUAUCCUGGAAAACCUAUAGCUAAUGUGUGCUUCAAGACGUACGGUUACAUGAGCAUGUCUCAAGCUGUAUCCUUCCUCAGUGAUUUCAAGCUGGGUCAUUAUAUGAAGAUCCCUCCUAGAUCAAUGUUUUUGGUUCAGUUCAUUGGAACCAUCAUUGCUGGAACAACAAAUAUGAUUGUUGCAUGGUGGCUCUUGCACUCAGUUGACAACAUAUGCCACCAGACCAAGUUCUCAAACAGCCCAUGGACCUGCCCGGGUGACCACGUCUUCUUUGAUGCUUCAGUCAUCUGGGGACUCGUUGGGCCAAAGAGGAUAUUCGGGUCGCUCGGGAACUACUCCGCCCUUAACUGGUUCUUUCUGGGCGGGCUAAUGGGUCCCAUUAUAGUAUGGGCUUUACACAAGGCAUUCCCUUCCCAGUCCUGGAUCACCUUCAUCAACCUCCCUGUUCUUUUCGGAGCCACCCAUAGCAUGCCUCCCGCGUCUUCCUUAAACUACACCUCUUGGAUUCUGGUGGGGACCGUCUUCAACUUCUUCGUUUUUAGGUACCGGAAGAAGUGGUGGCAGAGGUAUAACUAUAUCCUGUCAGCAGCGUUAGAUGCCGGCGUUGCUUUCAUGGCAGUCUUUCUGUACUUCGUCGUUGGGUUGGAGAAUAGAAGUGUGACAUGGUGGGGGACCACUGACCCUGAGCAUUGUGAUCUUGCCACUUGCCCCACUGCCAAAGGCAUAUCUAUUGAUGGUUGUCCUACAUUUUAGCUUCAAGUUUGCAUAGCAUGUAAGGUGGGUAUAGCCUCUAAGGCUGUAAAAAGAAAUCAAUUUGUAUGUAAAAUAUCUGUAUUGAAAUUUAUUUGAAAACAAUUUAUCACAAUGGAAUCCAUUUUAUUCUUUUGCACUGUAAAUUAAUAGACAUGCUACGAAAAGACACUUUUAAUGACAAUUAG
Cuscuta epithymum is the source of this 2468-nucleotide messenger RNA. Lineage: Eukaryota; Viridiplantae; Streptophyta; Magnoliopsida; Solanales; Convolvulaceae. The record is from the annotation of a GenBank genome assembly.